AUGAAGGUCUCCGCGCUUCUGUCCCUCGUUCCCCUGGCUGCGGCCCUCCCUGGCUCUCGCCCCACCACCAAGGAGUCCGGCGGUGCCUUCGGCGUCACUGCUGCUCGCUCUGGCUCGCCCAUCCACUUCCUGCCCCUGACUGCUUCUGGUAGCAAAUUCUGGCUCGGUGGCAAGAGCCAGACCUACUGCCCUGCUGUCGUCCCCAACUGCGCUCAAACUACCAAUGACACCAUUAUCUUUGGACAGAGCGCCCUGGAUGUCGUGGUCCCCGGUGGCCAGCGCAUCUACGUCGACCGUGCCGGCGCCUUGAGCUUCACCACCCCCCACUCGGGCUACAUUCCUCCCGGCUCGUCUCAGGGCCCCUUCAAGUACACCCCCGGCCAGUCCUUCGGCACCUGGACCUACUCCGGCCAGGGUGCCUCCGGCUUUAUGGCCUGCCCUGCUCCGGCUAACUCCACUGCCGUGGGCCGCCACGUCCGCCGCCAGGCUCCCCUGAGGACCGAUCGCUGGCAGGUGUUUGCCGCGCUGCAGAACGCGACUGUUCCCACGGGCAAUGUGAGCGACUGCCUCGGCUUUGACGCUCUGGCUAUUGGUCUGAACAUCUCUUCUGACCACCUUGCUUGGGAGUACAUCUAA
Messenger RNA from Penicillium canariense, 636 nucleotides. RefSeq names its product putative IgE-binding protein. The coding region runs from base 1 to 636 and encodes 211 amino acids. The transcript is spliced from 2 exons. Lineage: Eukaryota; Fungi; Ascomycota; Eurotiomycetes; Eurotiales; Aspergillaceae. The record is from RefSeq and is a predicted model, not a curated record.